Molecule: messenger RNA, 5305 nt
Organism: Culex quinquefasciatus (southern house mosquito)
Lineage: Eukaryota; Metazoa; Arthropoda; Insecta; Diptera; Culicidae
Exons: 18
Coding region: 1769-4675 (968 amino acids)
Source: RefSeq, a predicted model, not a curated record
UGGUCGGGUAAAAUACCGGACCGGGGCCGGUAUUGUCGUCGGUCGGGCCAAAUUUUCGAAUGCGUUUUUCCGCGUCGCGUGACGAAUUUCCCGAACCCUCCCACCACCCUUCUCGUCGCUGCAAGGUGUGUGCGUGAGUGCGAAUUUUGGGGAAAAGGAGGUGUUUUCCCGAAUAGAUGCGGGGGAAAAACAGCUGAUUUCGUAACAGUUACCUGGGGGAACGGCACGGAUUUCCGCGCAAAAGGUCGCGGACAGUUUGCAAAACAAUAAAAAAUCCACUUGUAAGGAUUCGAAGGGGAUUUGCGUUCGUCCUCCCCUCCCUGCCACAGGAUUAGCUUCGUGGAUGACGGCGAAAAGCUGCUGAAGUGGGUGGUGGUCAGAGUUAUAAGAUAAGAAAAGAGACAAGGACGAAUAAUCGCAUCAAAUUAAAUCUGAUUAAUUGAAGCAAACUGUUUUGCCGCUGCUGCACCAGUUCAGAAAGUGGGUCGUCGAGGGGAUUUUCCCUCGUGGGAACAAACGAAACGAAGAUUGCGAAAAUAAAAUCGAGUGAAAAGUGCAGCCAGAACUGAGGGGGAACAGCUAGUAGUUUUCCACUUUUCCCGAGGAAGGAUUAAUUAGACUCGUUCUAGCAGCGACUAAUCUGAGAAAAUAAGAACUUUGCAAACAUCAAAACCUAACCUCAAAAAAGUCUACAAAAUUGGUGUGACAAAGUCUCGCCAAAAAGAAAGCAAUUUUUUUGUGUCAGUGUCGUGAAAAAUUAUGAUGGUCGUCGUCGUCGUGUGAAUAAAUUUCGUCGAAGGUUCGACCCUCGGUGGCCGGAAAUGAAAUUUAAGUGAAACGAGCUCGUUUUAUUCCAUUCUUCUGUUGUGACGAAGCAGAGGAAAAAUCGUCGCAUCUCAAAACGAAGAAAAGUGGAAAAAUCGCCGAAAGGAAAUCAUCUGAUUCACGAGAGAGAGGAAAAAUUAACCGGAAAUCCGGCCCUAAAGUGUGUGUGAUUUAGUGGAAAAUUAAAUUUGAGGUCACUCAGUCAUUGUCAGUGUGGCGUUGACGUGAAAUUUCUCCCUGCGUGAAAAGAAGGAGUGCUGCUGCUGCUGCUGCUGCCGUGGGAGGAAAACAAGAUAUCCAGCAUAAAUCCGCACACCGUCAGCUGGCUGGAAGCGAUGCGCCAACAUGUGUGUGACAACAAGCCCCACGAUGUCGGUCGGGCCAAGUGAGCCGGAAAAUUUUUCCCCUGCUCCGGAAAAGCCACUUUUUAUCAAUAUUCACAAAACGAUAAAAAUAAGAAUAAAACAUAAUCUCCGUAAUUGAACUUGCUAACAUUUGUCAGCACAAAAAACUUCCCUCCCCGAAAGCGACGUGGCAAACUCACGUGGAAAACACCGGAAAAGUCCCACGGUCCCACGUGCUUGUAUCGAUGCAGUCCAUCACACCGGGUUUCCCUCCCUUGCUGAGCAGCAUCAACCAACCAUAAAAUAAUAAUCAUAAUAAUAACAAUAGUAAUAAUAGCAAUCUCCCCAAAGUCGUCAACGAAUACAACGAUUUCAACCGGUGUGUGUUUUCUGUGUGGGGGUGGUGAAAAAUCUGAAAAAAAAAAGAAAAAUCCAACGCCAUCCGGAAAAGUCAGUGUGCAACAGUGAGCAGUUUGUGCUUGUGUGUGUUUGAAAGUGGGUGGUGAUUGGAAAAAUCCAAGCAAAAAAAAGCUAAACGCGAAAAAAGAAAAAGUGUGCAGAUUCAGCUCCCUUCCACCCACCUUGGGGGUUGGGUCGCGAUGGAAAAAAUGAAACACCGCCGUGGCGUCGCAUUCAAAUUUAAUCAAGUGUUGCACAUUAUAUUUAUUAAUAUAUUUAUCGCGCAUUUCACACUCGGAUUACAGCAAACGGCGGCGACGACGGCGGCCGACAAGGAGAAACAUGUGAAAUCAUCCGAGAUUCAGGCGGUCGAGGGACGGAAAAUCUCUCUGCCGUGUUCAUUAUCGGCUCCGUCCAGAGAUAAGGUCUACAUGGUGCUGUGGUUCAAGGACGAUGCCGGCAUCCCACUUUACAGCUUCGACGUCCGGGGGAAACCUCUGCAGCAGGCCCGCCACUGGUCCGCGCCGGAGAGUUUCGGACCACGGGCCCACUUCAACACCGACGCGGAUCCGGCCACGCUGGACAUCCAGGAUGUUCGACGACAUGACGAGGGUGUCUACCGCUGUCGCGUUGACUUUCGGACCAGUCAAACGCAGAGCUUUCGUUACAAUCUCAGCAUCAUCAUUCUUCCCGAGCAUCCGGUAGUGCUGAACCAGUGGGGCCAGCAGCUGAACAGCUCCAAGCUUGGACCCAAGGAGGAAGGCGAUGACAUCGUGCUGAACUGCAGGGUCGUUGGAGGUCGACCGCAGCCCUCGGUCAAGUGGCUCAUCAACGGCAUCCUGGUGGACGAACAGAACGAGCACAACUCGGGCGACGUCAUCGAGAAUCGGCUGCUGUGGCCGGCGAUCCAGCGCUCCGACCUGAACUCGGUUUUCACCUGCCAGGCGACGAACACGCAGCUCGCCGAACCGAAGGAGAGCAGCUAUGUGCUAGAUCUGCACCUGAAACCGCUGAGCGUCAAGAUCGAGAACCCACCAAUGCCGCUGGUGGCCGAUCGGCGGUACGAAAUCUCCUGCGAAAGUGUCGGAUCGAGACCGAACGCCAUCAUUACCUGGUACAAGGGGAAGCGCCAGCUGCGACGGUCCAGGGAGGAAAGCCUCAACAACACCACCCGGUCCGAGCUGAGCUUCGUGCCGAACACGGAGGACGACGGCAAGUCGAUCACCUGCCGGGCCGAGAACCCAAAUGUCACCGGACUGUUCCUGGAGACGUCGUGGAAAAUCGAAGUCGUGUAUCCCCCGAUUGUCUCGCUGCGGCUCGGUUCGACACUCUCGGCGGACGACAUCAAGGACGGGGACGAUGUUUACUUCGAGUGUCACGUCCAGGCGAACCCCCCGUGGAGGAAAUUACACUGGCUACACGACGGCCUGAUGAUAACUCACAACGCUUCCGCCCGGGUGAUCCGCUCGAACCAGAGCCUGGUGCUGCAGAAGGUGAACCGUAACUCGUCCGGAAAUUACUCGUGCAGCGCAAUCAACGGCGAGGGCGAAACGGUCAGCAAUCAGCUGGCACUGCGGGUCAAGUAUGCCCCCGUUUGCGCGACGGACAAAAUCAUCAUCGUGGGCGCGUUCCGGAGCGAGUCGCUGCACAUCCCCUGUGAGGUCCACGCCGAUCCGCCCCCGCGGCAGUUCUUCUGGAAGUUCAACAACUCGGGCGAGACGCUCGAGAUCGGCAAGGAGCGGUACGCCAAGAACGGGUCGCUCAGCGUGCUCGGGUACACGCCCGUCUCCGACCAGGACUACGGCACGCUGACCUGCUGGGGCCAGAACGAGGUCGGGCUGCAGCAGUGGCCCUGCUUCUUCCAGGUGGUGCUGGCCGGGCUGCCAUCGACGGUGAAAAAUUGCACGAUAAACAAUCAAACGCAGAGCUCGGUCGAGGUGCAGUGCCUGGCCGGGUACGACGGUGGCUUGCCGCAGAUUUUCCUGCUCGAGCUGGUCUCCGGCCGGACGGGGCGGUUACGGUACAACAUGACCAACCCGGACGAGCCAUACUUUGUGAUCGAACCGCUCGAGACGUUGAUCCACUACGGCGGUAUGUACGACGAGGGCGGACUGUCCGCUGAUGACCACACGCUGCGGGCCAUCAUCUAUGCCGUGAACCAGAAGGGUCGCAGCCAGGGCGUGAUCGUGAAGGACUUCUUCCUGGAGAGCACCACCACCGAAAAUCGAGCCGUGCUCACCAGCAGCUCCUUGGACAGCGUUUCGCCGAUCCUGUUCGGUGUGCUGCUGACGCUGCUGGUCCUGUGCUUCGUUAUCUUCGUGCGGGUCUACUACAUCAAAGCGACCACGACGGCGACCACCAUCACGAACGUUAGCGCCGAUCUGGUGAAGCAGCACGGAUCCAAGCAGGACGCGUCCACUAAGAAAAACUCCAAGCAAAGUCCCCGGUGGCAGCACGGCGCAGGAGGAGGCGGAGCAGGAGCUGGUGGGGGAGGCGUUCCGGCAAGCGCCACGGGGGGACUCGGUUCCCAGGGCGGUCAUCACCAUGGUGGGGCGAUUGACGGAAAAUCCGACCCCUCGGAGGACGACAGGGGCGAUCCGGACGUGAUUCCGGCGCAGUUCGUUUCCAAUGAUGGGGAAGAUUCCAGCUUCAAUUCGUCCAAAUGGCCUAACGGGAGCUAUUACGAUCGCUAUCCGAACCAUGACAUACGACCGACGGAGCUGCUGAUACCCCCGGCGGGGCACAUGGCCCACAUCAGCGGCAGCAGCACGACGUCCACGCCGGUCAUCGUGGGUGGUGGCAGUGGCCAGUUGCGUCCUCCCUCGUCCGGCGGGCUGGGAGACCCCUCGUCGGUUGGUGGCUUCAAGCUGGGACCGUUCUACACGAGCUCCGGGCUGGACCACCAAGGGGGUGGACCGACGAUAGGACUGUACCAUCCAUCAAGUCAGCCGCCCGGUGGCCCGGUGCCCAACGGAGGAGGGACGAUGGGCGGAAUGGGUGGGGGUGGGGGUGGUGCCCAGGGAGUUAAUCCAAACGAUUACGACAUCAAUGUACAUACCAUCAAAAACAUGCUAAUGACCACGAGGGUACCCGAGAGUUGUGUCUAGUCUCGUGGUGCUGGUUGGGGGCUGGGUUUUCAUAUAGUGCGUGUGGGUGUUUGUGUGUGUGUUAGUCAAGAGUGUAAUUUAGCUAACUGUGUGAGAGGUUUUUAACUGAAAGUAGAUUAGGGUCAAUUUUCUGGAACGGAUUUGGUGCUGGCAGGAUUGUUUAGGGUUUCUUCAUUUUCUCACUGAGAUUUUAUUUUUUCAUGUUAUAUCGUUUCAUAGCUAACUGUAAAAUAAACUGCUAUUUCAAUCCUUUUUCAUUUCUUAUCACAGCAAAACAGACAUGAAAGUUUGAAAAUUUUCGUAAACAGUAUUUAACGUAAAAUGCUAGAGAGUCCUUGUCAGGAGUACGAUGCAUUUUAGUUUGCGAGUUAUUCUCUAAAAUUUAGUACUGUUCAGAAAAAAUGGGAACACGAAAAAAAAAUCACUUUUUAUCUCUAAAUUACGUAUUUUUUAAGAUUGUCAAGAUUCAAGAUUGGGGGACACAAAAAUGUACGUUGGAACUUAAGUUCCGAAAUAAAUACAUUGAAAGAACAAAAAACACGCCACUUUUAUGAGAUUUUUUGAUUUUAAAGUUUGAAAGUCAAAUUUGAAGGUAAGGCUACGAUUAUUUUUCGUUAAUUUUUUUUUUUU